Molecule: messenger RNA, 2582 nt
Organism: Lucilia cuprina (Australian sheep blowfly)
Lineage: Eukaryota; Metazoa; Arthropoda; Insecta; Diptera; Calliphoridae
Gene: Cdc5
Product: cell division cycle 5-like protein
Exons: 6
Coding region: 134-2524 (796 amino acids)
Biological process (GO): regulation of transcription by RNA polymerase II; mRNA splicing, via spliceosome
Cellular component (GO): spliceosomal complex; Prp19 complex
Molecular function (GO): RNA polymerase II transcription regulatory region sequence-specific DNA binding; DNA-binding transcription factor activity, RNA polymerase II-specific
Source: RefSeq, a predicted model, not a curated record
AGUAAAAAAAAUGUUGUCCGCCGGUGCCGUUCUUUUAGUUUAAUCGUUUACAAAUGUGAAUUUUUAUUGAAGAAAAAGUGAAAACAAAAAUAUUUUAAAUUAAAAUUAAACAAAUUAAUAAAAACCACACAAAAUGCCGCGUAUUAUGAUAAAGGGUGGUGUGUGGCGUAACACCGAGGAUGAAAUCCUUAAAGCCGCUGUUAUGAAAUAUGGCAAAAAUCAAUGGUCACGUAUUGCCUCUUUGCUACAUCGUAAAAGUGCCAAACAAUGUAAGGCUCGCUGGUAUGAAUGGUUGGAUCCUAGUAUCAAAAAGACCGAAUGGUCGCGUGAAGAAGAUGAGAAAUUAUUACAUUUGGCCAAACUAAUGCCAACACAGUGGCGUACCAUAGCGCCUAUAAUAGGCAGGACAGCGGCUCAGUGUUUGGAACGUUAUGAGUAUCUAUUAGAUCAAGCUCAACGUAAAGAAGAUGGAGAAGAUGCCGCUGACGACCCACGAAAAUUGAAACCGGGUGAAAUUGAUCCCAAUCCUGAAACAAAACCAGCUAGACCAGAUCCCAAGGAUAUGGAUGAAGAUGAGCUGGAAAUGUUAUCAGAAGCUCGUGCUCGUUUGGCCAAUACCCAAGGUAAGAAAGCCAAACGUAAGGCUAGAGAAAAACAAUUAGAAGAAGCUCGCCGUUUGGCUGCUUUACAAAAGAGACGUGAAUUGCGUGCUGCUGGCAUAGGUAGUGGCAAACCUAAACGUGUCAAGGGCAUUGAUUACAAUGCCGAAAUACCCUUUGAAAAAAGACCCGCCUUGGGUUUCUAUGACACUUCCGAAGAACGUAUUGAUCCCAAUGAUCCGGAUUUCAAUAGAAUGCGUCAACAAGAUUUAGAUGGUGAACUACGUUCGGAAAAAGAAGAACGCGAGCGAAAAAAAGACAAACAAAAGCUAAAGCAACGCAAAGAAAAUGAUAUGCCUAUGGCUAUGUUACAGAAUCUAGAACCAGAACGUAAACGUUCUAAACUAGUGCUACCCACUCCACAAAUUUCCGAUCAAGAAUUACAACAAGUUGUUAAAUUGGGUCGUGCCAGUGAGGUGGCCAAAGAGGUGGCUAUUGAAAGUGGCAUAGAAACUAAUGAUGCUUUAUUAGCUGAUUACUCCAUAACGCCACAAGUAACGGCUACACCACGUACGCCCGCACCCUAUACUGACCGCAUUAUGCAAGAAGCUCAAAAUAUUAUGGCUCUAACACAUGUAGAGACCCCGCUUAAGGGUGGUUUGAAUACACCUUUACACGAUCCAGAUUUCUCAAGUACUAUUCCAAAAGGUUCUACUAUUGCUACACCGAAUACUGUCAUCGCUACACCAUUUAGAACCCAACGUGGUAAUGAAAAUGGUACACCCGGUGGUUUUGCUACACCCAUGUCAUCGGCCUUAUUGCCAGUAGGUAAAACACCGCGUACCGAUGGUUCACAAACGGUAGCAAUGGUACGUGAUAAGCUGAGUAUUAAUCCCGAGGAAAAUAUUAACGUAGGAGAAACACCUGCGCUCUACAAAAACUAUCAAAAACAAUUGAAAAAUACCCUAAGAGAAGGUUUAGCCACAUUGCCAACACCACGUAAUGACUAUGAAAUUGUGGUACCAGAUCAGGGUAAUGAAGAUGAUCCUAUGGAUAGUUCAGAUGCCAAUGCUAUUGUAGAAGAUCAGGCAGAUGUUGAUGCUCGUAUAGUGGCCGAGCAGGAGGCAAAACGUAAACGAGAACUGGAAAAACGUUCACAGGUUAUACAACGCUCUUUGCCACGUCCCACAGAAGUUAAUACUAAGAUCCUGAGACCUCCUACGGAUAAACAAAAUCUAACAGAAUUACAAAAAGCCGAAGAGCUUAUAAAACAUGAAAUGAUUACUAUGCUUCUAUAUGAUUCCACAAAAGAUCCAGUGCCGGGACAGUCACAAGCAAAAAUGGAUCAAUUACAGUCAUACUUUAAAUCGAAUCCUUACGAAGAAGUCUCUAAAGAGGAACUCGAUAUGGCCAAACAAAUGUUAGCCGAGGAAAUGGAAGUGGUAAAGGAUGGCAUGGGACAUGGUGAUUUAGCUUUAGAUGUUUAUUCACAAGUAUGGGAAGAAUGUCUCGGACAGGUUCUCUAUUUACCCUCACAAAAUCGUUAUACCCGCGCUAAUUUGGCGAGUAAAAAGGAUCGCCUGGAAUCGGCCGAAAGACGUUUGGAACAGAAUCGUCGUCACAUGGCUAAGGAAGCCAAACGUUGUGGUAAAAUUGAAAAGAAACUAAAAAUUCUUACGGGUGGCUAUCAGGCCAGAGCUCAAGCUUUAAUAAAACAGCUUCAAGACACCUAUGAACAAAUCGAACAAAACACUUUGGCUUUGUCGACAUUUAAAUUUUUAGCUGAACAGGAAUCAGUGGCCAUACCCCGUCGUUUAGAGUCUUUGCAAGAGGAUGUUCGACGCCAAAUGGAGCGUGAAAAGGAAUUACAAAGUAAAUAUGGCAAACUACAGGAAACUUUAGAAGAACUGCAACUUAAUAAUUAAUAAAAUAAAUAUGAUAAAAUUAAUAAAAAUGACUAAUGUUUUAAAUGUAAAUCUUUAA